This is a messenger RNA of Cannabis sativa, 2628 nucleotides long. Its product is annotated as glyoxysomal processing protease, glyoxysomal. Gene Ontology annotation, biological process: protein processing. Gene Ontology annotation, cellular component: peroxisome. Bases 269 to 2371 code for a protein of 700 amino acids. Gene Ontology annotation, molecular function: serine-type endopeptidase activity. NCBI's taxonomy places the organism in Eukaryota, Viridiplantae, Streptophyta, Magnoliopsida, Rosales, Cannabaceae. The record is from RefSeq and is a predicted model, not a curated record. The transcript has 14 exons.
UUAAAAAAUAAAAAAGGACAAUCCAAAUCCAAAUGAGAAAAGCGGCUAAAACGGUGUCGUGCGAGGCUCAUCUGCAUCGGUUGGUGUACUAGCGCAAGUACGCUUUCAUUUAUCAAUUCAAUGAUCAAAAUAAAUUGCGCCCCAAAUCGAAAAUACCAAAGAAAUUGUUAUACAUAGGAAGAGGUAUGUUUUCCGGAAUUUGUGUACUCGGACCAUGAAAACUUCACUGAAUCAGUAAUCUCACCUCAUAACAGCUUUUCUUUUCCAUAUGGGGUUGCCGGAAACCCUUGAUUUGGCUCGCAUUUUCGCAGUCAUGGUCAGAGUCCAAGGUCCUGAUCCAAAAGGCCUCAAAAUGCGAAAUCACGCGUUUCACCAAUACCACUCCGGCAGGACCACUCUUUCGGCUUCUGGAAUGUUAUUGCCUCAUACCCUUUAUGACUCUGUUGUUGCUGAGCAACUUUGUGGCGAUGGAGAUCGAUUUCCGGUUCUGGUUGUUACCGUUGCGUCUGUUGUCGAGCCAUUUCUUUCGGCUCAGCACAAACAAAAUAACAUAUCCCAGGGCCGGCCCCAGUGUAUUCCUGGUGUUCAGGUUGAUAUUAUGAUAGAGAAAGAAAUAGGGCUGGGAAAUGACUCUAACGAUUUGGAUAGAGAAGCUUCUCGUUGGCAUGCUGCACAGUGUUUAAAAAUAAUUGAUGUUCCUGCAUCUGCCUCGGCACUUCAAUCACUUUUUGAAGCUUCUGUAGGUUCUUUAGAGCAUGGAUGGGAGGUUGGUUGGUCUUUAGCAUCAUUAAAUGAGAGCCGUCAAUCUCUGAAAUAUGUCUCCCAGACACACGUGCACCCAGCAGAGUCAGGAACUUCAAGUCAGUUGGGCAAGUUAACUACUAGAAUGGCCAUUCUAGGAGUUUCUUUAUUUUCCAAUGAUGUGGCAAAGAUCUCGAUAUCACCUUCUAGUAGGAAGGGAGAUUUUAUUCUGGCAGUCGGAUCUCCUUUCGGUGUCCUGUCACCAGUGCACUUCUUUAAUAGUAUAUCAGUAGGAUCAAUUGCCAACUGCUACCCCCCUCGUUCAUCUUCGAGAUCGUUGCUGAUGGCUGACAUACGGUGUCUACCUGGGAUGGAAGGUGGCCCAAUUUUUGAUGGGCAAGCACAAGUCAUUGGUAUCUUGAUCAGACCACUGAGGCAGAAGAUUAGUGGUGCUGAAAUUCAGCUAGUCAUUCCAUGGGAAGCCAUUGCAAGUGCUUGCAGUGACCUGCUGCUGAAGGAGCCUCAUACCGAAAGAAGCAUUUAUUAUGGUGAGGGAAAAUUAGCUGCGGUAGGGAGAGCAUGUAUUGCAAACAGCCAUGGCCCUGAUGGACACGUUACUUACACUCACAAAGAUCUGAGUUCUUGUUGUCCCACUCCUGUUGAGAAGGCAAUGACUUCUGUUUGUCUUAUUACUGUUGAUGAUGGAGUAUGGGCAUCUGGUGUUUUGCUCAACAAUGACGGCCUGAUACUUACAAAUGCUCACCUGUUGGAGCCAUGGCGAUUUGGUAAAAGAACUGCAGAUCCUUUUAUAGGUGGUGAACAUGGGAUGCUUAAUUGGACUUCAUCUUACAGUGGCAGCAGAAACAUUCGUGUACGUCUAGAUCACGUUGACCCUUGGAUUUGGUGCGAUGCUAAAGUAGUAUUUGUGUGCAAAGGUCCUUUGGAUGUUGCCCUACUGCAGCUUGAGUCAAUUCCAAAUGAACUUUGCCCAAUCGUUAUGGAUUUUUCAAGGCCAUCUGUUGGAUCCAAAGCUUUUGUUGUUGGCCAUGGAUUAUUUGGACCUAGAUGUGGCUUCUUUCCAUCAGUUUGUUCUGGUGUGGUAGCAAAAGUGGUUGAAGCAAAACUUCCCCAUUCUUAUCAACAAAGUCAACCGGGAAGUGCACGAGGGAAUUUUCCAGUGAUGCUUGAAACAACAGCUGCUGUUCAUCCUGGUAGCAGUGGUGGUGCUGUCGUAAAUAUGAAUGGUCAUCUGAUUGGACUUGUUACAAGCAAUGCAAGGCAUGGUGGAGGAACAGUUAUUCCACAUCUGAACUUCAGCAUUCCCUGUUCAGCCUUACUACCCAUCUUUAAGUUCUCAGAAGACAUGCAAGAUUCCUCGCUGCUACAAAUUCUUGAUCAACCAAAUGAGGACCUUUCCUUUGUUUGGGCAUUGAUGCCUCCUCUAUCCCCGAAGGUUCCUCCUUUGCCUGCCUUGCCAGUGCCUCUUCUGGUGGACAAGGAGAACAAGAAAGAAGCAAAAGGUUCCCGCUUUGCCAAAUUUAUAGCCGAAAGACAAGAGGUGUUGCAGAAGCCAACUGAACUUGGCGAAAGGGGAAAGCAGUCCAGUGUGAUUGUUCCCAGCAAGUUGUGAGCAUCUAUGUUUUUUUUUUUUUCGUUUUUUUAGACUAAACAUACAUGAUUUCACACAAGAUUCCACUGCACCAUCCGGUGAAUUGCUUUGAUCCAAUGAAGACUUCAUGGUUGAGGUGCUACAGCAGAAAUGAAGUGUGCUAUUUGUUUCAAUUUUAGAAAAAGAAUAAUUACAACUAAAAAUAAAACCUCUCACAAGCCUAUACAACUUGUACAUUUGCCUUCAAAUUAUUAUUUUUAAUAUAGUUUUUUUUUUUA